Molecule: messenger RNA, 3496 nt
Organism: Silurus meridionalis
Lineage: Eukaryota; Metazoa; Chordata; Actinopteri; Siluriformes; Siluridae
Gene: il20rb
Product: cytokine receptor family member B16
Exons: 7
Coding region: 2053-3027 (324 amino acids)
Molecular function (GO): interleukin-20 binding
Source: RefSeq, a predicted model, not a curated record
AAGAUACGGGUGUGGAACCAUGAACAGACACUUCCCCAUCCUAUAAUGGCCCAGAUAACCAUGUUUGGCUUUAGCUGGAGUGAUUAAUGGCGGGAGGGUUUGUGUGCAUGAGACUCAAGAAAACAUACGGACGAUAAUUUCCUGUAUCACUGAAAUGUUUAUCAUCCUGUAAACCCCUCUGUGUUCCUGCAACAGCCACUGAGUCAAUUGUGUACAACAUAAAUAUCAUUGGAAGUUCCAUACAUACCACACAUACAUUGUACAUAUAAGAACUGUGUACGUUGUGUGUAUUGGUGUGAAAUAUUAAACUGUGAUAAGAUUUUAUGGCUGUGCGAAGUAAAUCCACACUCCAUGAAUUACCACACACUCACUAAGUCAUUCCUUCUUGACAAAUGAGAAUAAAUGGUCCCUGUGUUUAUAUUAAACUGAGCUGAAUUCAUGUCUUCACCUCCUGUUUAACAGCUCUUGAGAAUCUACUGUACUUUUGUAUUGUUUCAAACAAACCAAAUGUUUAUCCGACUUAAAUUUGCCUGUGGGCCUUCAAGCGUCCUUCAUAUUAGGUGCCGUUUUGUCAACAUAGGCUCCUGUAAACAACACCACAGAUCCUGAAACUGGCAAUCCAAGUCACCAUCACAGUGAGUAAUGCGCUGCUGACUGGACAGUUUCACUGUGGUUGAUGAAAAUGAGCUCAGUUUCAUAAUGAAACUGUUUCGUUUGAACGUUUGUCACCAUAAUAAUCGAUUUUAACGUUAUAACUUUAUGGCUUUAUGGCCUGGUUAAUGGUUGAUCAUCAAAACUCAAAGUCCAAACUCUCAACUGAAAGCUACUUGUGCCAUAUUCUCUCUCUCUCUUGUUCUUUUCCUCUCCGCUCUCUCUCGCCAUCUGCUGGAGGACACUUGACAUGACAGCAAUUAUCAAAUGAAUGCAGAUGUACAGACACCAAAAAUCAUUUGAAAUCUCAUUAUCUGUUCCAUUAGUUGAAAUAUUUUUUAAACUGUAAUAUGUCUAUCUCUACUGUUUGCAUUUCAAUAACAAUUGUCAUAGAGGUUUCAUAGGCAAUGCCUUCUUCACUAGAGCAGACAGACAUGUAAGCCAUGCCUCAUUCAUCAGAUCUGAUGACAAAGACCACACAUUCUCUACUAACAUUGAGCUUUGACUGACAGCACAGAAACCACGCCUCCUUAAGUAAGACUGACAGCUUUGACUUACAAGACAGAAGCCACUCCCACUUUAGUAGGACUGACAGCACAGAGGCUACGCCUCCACCACUGAUACUAAUCUGUCACUGACAGCACAAAUGUCUUUUUCAUUAAGAAUGGCAGCACCCAGACCACACCUACAUUAUCGAAAGUAAUUGUACUGAGGCCACACCUCCUUCAAUAAGACUGACAGGUACAUAGACCACGCCCCCUUCAGUAAAAUUGAUAUACAUGUAGGCCACACCUCCUUCACUCAUACUGAAACAUUAUAAUACACUAUAACAACAGCAAUACAACAAGCACAGAGGCCACACCUCCUUCAUUAAGACUCAUUUUGCAGAGUCCACACCUUUUAUACUUCCUCUGGCACCUCAAAUACCUUUUAUUUUAGAAAGUAACAUUUAUAAAAAGUCCUGUAAGGUUUACAGCUUUCAGCUCUACCAUGUUCAUGUCUUCCCUCAGUCCUAAUCGCACUGCAUCAGACAAAAAAACGCAAGUUCAUGAUUUUACACGCCAUCAUUAAAAAGUGGGCGGAGCUUAUAAAACAGGUUUGGCAGGUCAGCAGCAUAAUGACUUCACCUUCAUAUUCUACAUACACACACUCAUACACACAACACAUCAAGAUAUUUCUUCAGUUCUCACACACAGAUACAAACUUCAUCUGUCACAAAGCCCUUUUGGAGAAAGGACACACACACACACACACACACACACACACACACACACACACACACACACACACACACACACACAAAUAUAUGCUGGAUGUGCUGGAUUUAUGGUGGAACUUCUUGGGAUUUAAGUGUGAACUUGGCAGGAGGUCGCUGGAGGCUGUCGAGAGGUUUUGGAGGAUAUGUGCCAGAUGAGGAACUUGCUCAAGACUGUGACCUCGGCGUACCUCAUCUUCAGUCUCAGCCAUGCUGCUCUGCUGCCUGCAUCACUGAACAUCUGGAUACAGUCGGAGAACAUGAGGCACAUCCUGAAAUGGAGCUCCCUGCAGGAGACCUGCCCCUUCGUCAACUACACUGUGAAGUAUCAGGGUGAGUUUGAACACAUGCAGAACACUUGGCUGGAUGCACACUCGUGCAAUGAGAUCGUUCACACCGAGUGCGACCUGACCCUCGACCUGAGCUCCGACUCCGAUUAUAACAUCCGUGUGCUAGCGCGAUGUGGCGACUCGACGCUGUGGACUCAGCUCUCGGAAACCUUCAACCGCAGAGACACUGUCCUGCUAGCUCCAGACAUGAGCGUGAACUUAAAUAGGGGCAGAAUUGAAGGUUACUUCAGCGAGCUUCCAAAUCAUAUUAACGUAAACGUUAGAAUUUGGAAGAAAGGGGACGAGAAGAAUGCCUUUGUUAAGGAGAUAACAGAUCAAAAGUUUCAUCAUGAUGUCCAGCAGGGAGAUGAAGGAAUAUACUGUGUAAGCGCAGAGGUUACACUGGACAUCACCAACAGGUCCAACAGCACACGUGAACAUUGCAUCCCUGUCUGGGAUCUGAGACCCUCAUGGCCCAUAUUCCUCGCUGUGGGCAUCGUUGUGGCAUUAACCCUCGCUGUGGCUUUGAUUUUGGGUUUGAUAACGCCACGCUGUAGCCUGUGGCUCCGGAGGUUCGUGCAUAAAAAAGAGCCAUUGCCUAAUGCACUUCUCGGCUGGACAAAAAGCACCCCGAUACUUUCCUCUAAGAUCCUGCUGGAGCUGACACACUCUGUUUUACUGCUGGACCCAUCAAAAGAGCAGGACAGAAUGUCUGAGACGACGGCAAGUGUGAACCUGUUUAAUGUGAAAACGAAUGAAGAAGCUAGCAGUUCAACUUUACUCAAGCCAUGAUGCUAGUUAGAAGUAUCUAAAUCAAUCCAUUUCACUGAUUCAGUCUGUGAAUUAAUAUGUAUUUAUUGCUCCAUCUGAUGAUGUCACUGAGGAACUCAUUGUGGUUUGAGGUUCGAGAUUUUCUGAGGGCUUCUAAAUGGUGAGAAAGAAACGUGUUCAGCGCAAAUCCAGAGGAUUUCAUCGUUCAUCAGGGGCAAAAGAGCAAAAAUUGCCCGAACUCUCUAAGUGGGAGGAGCAUGCUUUCUCUCCCCUGUCAAUCACAGUGACACUAGCCAAUCAUGGAGAUGUCUAUGAACUCUUGUAUGCAGAAGAGGGAUGAUAGUGCUUAUUUUGGAUUGUGUUAUUCUGUCCUGUGAAGAAAGAUGGCUGAUGGAAAAGAAUCAGAAGAAUGAUAUAAUUUAUUUAUAGCAUCAUAUAUAUAUAUAUUUACAUUUUUAUUUUAUCCUUGUCCAAAACAUUAAAAUGUUGU